CGACCUCGAGGCCGAUCACGGGGAAACGCAUCGGGUCCGGCCCGAAGCCCACAUUGCGAGCUCUUCCCCCAGCCCACCCGGUCCUUCUCCCCUUGAAACGAUACUCCGCCGCCCGUCAUCCCCUGCUCCUCCCUACCCGCCAUGUCGUCGCCGAAUUCGUCCUCCCAGGGCACCGGGAAACGCAAACGCAACAACUCGGCCGCCACAAUAGAGAUGGAUCAAACCCAGAUCAUCCAGACCGAGUCUCGAGACGCUUCGGGUGAGGAGGGCGACACCACUGCCGCCGAGUCCACCCGGUCCGUGGGCGCCCACCGGAAGACCGACUCAACCUCGACCGCCCACCCGCCGAGCAAGCGCCAGCGCGCGAACUCGGAUCAGCCCGCCGCCAGCGCGCUAGACCGCGUUCAAACCACAGAUCCAGGCGAGCCCAGCGAUACCACUGAGGCCAGCGUCGAUAUCGCCGAGAGAGUCUCGCGCAAGGGGAGCCGGCGGUCUGCGCCGAGCAAGGGCGAGAGCAGCGCCAAUGGCAGCGGACUGGUGACCAACAAGACCUCGCCCGCGAUGCCGCCGCCUCCGAUCGGCAAACUCACACACCCGGCUGGGUACAAGACCAAUCCGCCUCCGACGGGCAGGCCGGUCAGGGUGUAUGCGGACGGCGUGUUCGACCUGUUUCAUCUUGGGCACAUGCGCCAGCUCGAACAGGCGAAGAAGGCGUUCCCGGAGGUGUAUCUGAUCGUGGGCGUGACCGGCGAUGAGGAGACACACAAGCGGAAAGGCCUCACGGUGCUCUCAGGCAAAGAGCGGGCGGAAACGGUUCGACACUGCAGAUGGGUUGACGAGGUCAUCGAGAACUGCCCCUGGAUCGUGACGCCCGAGUUCCUCGAACAACACCAGAUCGACUACGUCGCCCACGACGACAUCCCCUAUGGUGCCGAGGAAGGCGAUGACAUCUACGCGCCUAUCAAGGCGGCAGGCAAGUUCCUAGUCACGCAGCGGACGGAGGGCGUGAGCACCACGAGCAUCAUUACGAAGAUUGUCCGUGACUACGAGAAGUACAUCGCACGCCAGCUGAAGCGCGGCACCUCCCGCCAGGAACUCAACAUCAGCUGGCUCAAGAAGAACGAACUGGAACUCAAGCGCCACGUCCAGGAUCUGCGCGACAACAUCCGCACCAACUGGGCCACCACCGGCCAGGAGCUCAGCCGCGAGCUCCGCCACUUCUGGCCCAGCAGCCGGCCGCAGAGCCCCGCGCGGACUUCCGCCGGGUUCUGGAAUAACAACCACAGCAGCAACGGCGAGCCGGCCCCGAGCAGCCCGCUCGGCCCCACCCAAGCGGCGGCCGGCGCGGCCGGGUUUCCUUUCCCGAGGAGUCCCACCGCCACGAGCACGGCUGGGGAGAGGGCGACGAACAAUGUCAAUGAUUUCAUCACCGGGUACACGCUGGGGUUGAUCGGCGGCGUUCGGUCCUGGGUACGUCCUCCCCCCCUCUCUGCGUAGCUUUUUUU
This is a messenger RNA of Thermothielavioides terrestris NRRL 8126, 1505 nucleotides long. RefSeq lists its product as uncharacterized. Gene Ontology annotation, biological process: CDP-choline pathway. Lineage: Eukaryota; Fungi; Ascomycota; Sordariomycetes; Sordariales; Chaetomiaceae. The record is from RefSeq and is a predicted model, not a curated record. Gene Ontology annotation, molecular function: phosphatidylcholine binding; choline-phosphate cytidylyltransferase activity. The transcript is spliced from 3 exons. Bases 142 to 1497 code for a protein of 451 amino acids. Gene Ontology annotation, cellular component: nuclear envelope.